This is a messenger RNA of Drosophila ficusphila, 553 nucleotides long. RefSeq lists its product as uncharacterized. Lineage: Eukaryota; Metazoa; Arthropoda; Insecta; Diptera; Drosophilidae. Bases 107 to 415 code for a protein of 102 amino acids. The transcript has 2 exons. The record is from RefSeq and is a predicted model, not a curated record.
GCAGGCUGUGUAUCUUCCGUCUUUCGAGCUGGGCUGUCAUAAAUAUUUUUAUUCACUUUCCCAUUUUCUUUAGAUCCACACAGGCGUUAACAGCUUUGAAAUCAUCAUGAGUUUUACUUUGCUGCGCAAGCAUGCAACCCAAAUGGGGAUUUUUAAGACCCGAUCGACUUUGGGUCGAAGCUAUAUACCCAUGGCUGGUCCACCCCGAUUUCCGAUGACCACCGUCCAGCGUUUGAUCUUUGGCUGCGGACCCCUGGUUCUCAUGAUGAUCAUUCCCUACUGGUGCCUCUUCAACAUCCCGCGUUGGUCGAGGAUGCACAAUGGCCUUCCUCCCUUGGAGGAGGAGGAGGAGCAGGAAAAGGAGCCACCGCCAGCCAAGGAGGAGAAGCCCAAGAAGGAGGAAAAGAAAAAAUAGAUUGUGAACCAACAGACACUUAAUAUGUUUAAACGGUGACUUCUGAACAACUCUUACUGGGGUCUCCACAGUGAUUUUAAAUUCUGGAAAAUGUUUAUUCCCCAACACAUUUUAAUGGAAUAAACAGAUCAGUUGUAA